This is a messenger RNA of Vigna angularis (adzuki bean), 582 nucleotides long. RefSeq lists its product as uncharacterized. Bases 1 to 582 code for a protein of 193 amino acids. Lineage: Eukaryota; Viridiplantae; Streptophyta; Magnoliopsida; Fabales; Fabaceae. The record is from RefSeq and is a predicted model, not a curated record. The transcript has a single exon.
AUGGUGAUCAGGUUACUUUCACACGUUGUGUUGGCAUUGCUCUUCACGUCUUUAUGUUUGGUUCACGCAGGCAACGCUCCUGCCCCUUCACCCAAGUCAACACCAUCGUCUGCUCCGGCCAAAUCACCUUCUUUUGCCACUCCGCCGGUGCAUUCUCUGGCGCCUCAUCAAGCAUCUCCUGCAAAGGCUCCAACUUUAUCACCGCCUUCACAAUCUCCAGUGGUUUCUCCAUCUGGGUCUUCCGGUUCUCCGUCGCCGGUGGAGGCUCCGGUCACUCAGCCACCGUCUUCAGUAUCUCAGGCUCCUAGCCCAGCCAAGAACGUCUCUUCACCACCGGCUCCAUCUCCGGUGGCAGAGGCACCAACGCCGGAGUCUUCUGCUGGAAUUCCUUCAAGUUCUGCCACACCAGCAGGUUCACCCAUUACAUUGCCAUCCAACGGUGCCUCUCCGGAAACUGCUCCGGCGAGUUCUGCUCCAGAAAAUUCACAUGGUUCAGUUGGUGAUAUAUCAGGUGCAAGUUCAACUGCAGCUUCAAUGUUUCUAGGUGGUAUGGCAUUUUGGAUGACUUUGACUGUCAUCUAA